Messenger RNA from Trichophyton verrucosum HKI 0517, 243 nucleotides. RefSeq lists its product as uncharacterized. The transcript has 2 exons. Bases 1 to 243 code for a protein of 80 amino acids. Lineage: Eukaryota; Fungi; Ascomycota; Eurotiomycetes; Onygenales; Arthrodermataceae. The record is from RefSeq and is a predicted model, not a curated record.
AUGAAAAACGCUCUGGAAGAGAAGAAAAUCGUCAAAAUCGAUUUCAACGAUGAAAUUCGGGAGUUUUUUUCGACUUUUUCAUCAUUUCCCUUGAGAAGAAGAAUUGAAGCAGACGAGGAAGAUGAAAAGACAACUAGGAUGGGAGAAAGGGAAGAGAGGGAGACGGACACGAAGGGCGAAAGGGAGGAGAAGACGGAGAGGAACACGAUGUCGCCAUCCUUCAGCUUUUCUCCUUUCGCAUGA